Molecule: messenger RNA, 741 nt
Organism: Paramuricea clavata
Lineage: Eukaryota; Metazoa; Cnidaria; Anthozoa; Malacalcyonacea; Plexauridae
Source: the annotation of a GenBank genome assembly
AUGAUUCGUUCAAGUUUUAUUGCUAUGUUGCUCACUUGCGUCGUGUGUUCAUUCUGUGGCCAAGAUUUUGUAACGCUUGGGCGACACUCAUGGCGGUGUAAACAACGUAUUAAUCAUGAUCAAAGCCGCUCUGGAAACACAGAAAGAGAAAUGCCUGCUUUGAGUAAUCCUAACAUACCUAUUACACAACGAACUGUAAUUAAAUGUUGUUGCGGCAAAGUUUGUAAAGGCAAUCGGGGUUUGAAAAUGCACCAGCGUAGCUGUCAAGUCUUACAUGGGCUAAACAACGAGUUAUGCGCAGAUCUUGAGGAGCAAAUUGCAGAUAACCCUGAGAAUAGUAUAACGGACGACCACCCACCCACUACACAGUCAACUUUAGACAGUGAAGAAAUUACUCCUGAUCUAAACAAAGGCAUAAAUCGUCCGAAGAAGGACUCUGAAUGGGAAACGGCCAACGAUUAUUUUAAAUUUGCAAUCCCUUGUAAUGGACCAAUCAUAUCGCAAGAUUUCAAUUCAAGUAUAAGGCAUUUAAAUGAUACUAUAUAUAAUUACUUUGUUGAUAAUUUUGGAAAUGUUGAGACAGCCCCCGACAAGAAACUCGUAGCAAAGUAUAAAGAUCAUUCUAUAAAGGAUCUAAAGAAGGCUUUAAGCAAUCUAAAGUCCACAAAUUCGGAGGUAGCCGAAAUAAAAUAUGUGUCUCGUAUUCUACGCAAUAAGCUUCGUAACCAUGGUGAUAUUUAG